CCAUUUCACAGAAUCUCUGCGAUUCUAAAUUCAACAGAUUUUCUUCGGUAAUUGCUACAAUGGCUCGCACCAAGCAGACCGCCCGCAAGUCCACCGGAGGAAAGGCGCCGCGGAAGCAGCUGGCGACAAAGGCGGCGAGGAAGUCAGCGCCGGCGACGGGCGGAGUGAAGAAGCCGCACCGUUUCCGGCCGGGAACCGUCGCGCUGAGGGAGAUCCGCAAGUACCAGAAGUCCACGGAGCUUCUGAUCCGGAAGCUCCCGUUCCAGAGGCUGGUGAGGGAGAUCGCUCAGGACUUCAAGACGGAUCUGAGGUUCCAGAGCAGCGCCGUGUCGGCGCUGCAGGAGGCGGCGGAGGCGUAUCUCGUCGGACUGUUCGAGGACACGAAUCUGUGCGCGAUUCACGCAAAGAGGGUCACCAUUAUGCCCAAGGACAUGCAGCUCGCCAGGAGGAUUCGCGGGGAGAGGGCUUAAUGCUUCUCCUUUUCCUCAAAAUCAUUUUACUGUCUUGCGUAAUUUUACGAGCUGUAAAUCUUAGGGUGGAACUCUGCUUUUACCUGAUUGCCAAUGAAAAUUACCCUUCCAUUUGGUAAAUUCUUCACUUUUACUGGCCAUUUGUUGUUUUAUUGGGCCGUGUAAUUCAAGUUAGUAUUCCGUAUGAUAAAACGGAUUUCUACCAUUUCUGGUUCCUGG
Cuscuta campestris is the source of this 689-nucleotide messenger RNA. The record is from the annotation of a GenBank genome assembly. Lineage: Eukaryota; Viridiplantae; Streptophyta; Magnoliopsida; Solanales; Convolvulaceae.